UGGACUUUGCCCAGAAAGAAAUUGGGCAGAGAUGCAAUUAAUGUAAUGGCUCAUAUCACGAAGAGAUGACAAGACACGUUUUCAAUGUUUCUUCUUCUGUAAAACCUCUCCCCGUUAACUAGUUUUCCUGCCUCCCUUGUCAUGACGCAAAAGUCCUCCUACUCGUCGCCUAGACCGUCGGAGGAGGAAUGCACUGUUAGGAAUGGGGUGAAAUGAACUCUGAUUAAACGCUGAAAAGAAGGUAUCUGGAAUGUCUGAGGGAAGAUCACCAUGACCGCAAAUAAGAACUAUAAAACGGCGUCUCAGCGAAGAGGCAGAGGACCAGGGGACAUUCCAGAGAGGUGCCAGUCAGUGUCCCCUCCGCCCACUCUGCCUGUCAUGAGGCGCUCUCCGCACCCCUUCAGCGACAGCGAGGAGUCCAUCCCACGGCCGCGCCCCACUCGCCCUGCAGACCACGCCCUCCUCAGACCCCACAACAGGAAUAGCUCCUCCCUCUCCGCAGAAUGCCCCUCCCUCAAGCUGCUGAGGAGCCGCGGGAUUGGCCGGUUGGACCCCCAACUCUCCGUCUUCAAGCCGGCCACUCCCGGUCGAGGCAGAGGCCAGAAGGAGAAUCGACUGGAGGGGGUUUCAAGCGGGCACCCUCAAAGCAACGCGCCCUCGCAAGGGUCAACGCACAAGGCCUCCGACACGUCGCCAAACUCCAACCCCCCGCAGAAACUGUCCAUCAGCAGAAGCUCCACUCCCACCCAGCCGUCCUCUCCCAACCAACCCGGUCCGGAGGCCUCAGCCCAGCCGGUUCCGCGGCGUCUGCCCCGGAGGGAGUACUGCCGGGUUGAACUCCCCCGGAUGAGUCUCUACGUGGAGCGGCGAUCCCUGGGGGAGCAGACCGGGGGUAGUGAAGGCUGCCCCAGUCUGCUGUCCUCCCCCUGCAGCGAGAAGGCCUUCGACUUCCAGGACCUGCGCAAGCUGAGUCGCGCCUUCUCCGAGUGCUCAUACCCGGGCACGGAGGACGAGGAGGGCGGAGGCGGAGGCUCAGAGGUCCGCCGAGGAGGAGCGAUGGGACGCCUGGAGAAGAGGCCCAGCCGGCGAGAGGCCCAGGCGAUGCUGCUGCGGUCCCUGUCCACCCACAGGGGGCGCUCUUCCGUGCUCAGCCGUGUGCAGGAGAUAGAGCAGGCGCUGAAAGACUGCCCCGAGCAGGCCCCCCAGUACCCGAGCAGCUGUUUCGGACCUGGGGGAUCUAUCCCCAACCCCUCCAUGUCCAGCAGGCCUUUGGGGGGACUUGAGCGGAAACAGUUUAGCAGGUGUACUAGCCCUGUGCCAGAGUUCAGGCCGGGCCACAUGAGGGUGCAAAGCCCCACACCUCUAAAGAGCCCAGGUGCCACCCAGCAGAACCCCCCCAAAGGGAUGCCCGUCAACCCUUUACCCAAGCCCAAGCGCACCUUUGAGUAUGAGCUCAACCACCCUCACGAGAGGCCCACCUCGCCUGGCAAUGGCUGCCCCCCUCAGAGUCACCCACGCAUGCUGUCACCUUCCCCAACCCCCCACCUCCCCAGGCACACCCGUCAGCACAUCCGAACAGGCAGUGGCUUCUGCAGAACCGUUCUCAGCAGGGACUGGUACUGUUUAGGCGAUGCUGCCCAUCGUCCUACCUUUCAGCCAAUCACAGUUCAGACAAAUGGAACUGUCUCCAUGCAAAUGUGCCAUCGCUCUGGUUCUAAGAGCUCUUGUGAAGAGAACCCGUAUGAAGACAUCAGCGAUGCUUAUGACAUUGUGAGGUCUGGAACCCCCCCCCCAGUGUCCCAUAAAGAGAGUCCUGAUGAUGAAGGGGACCUAAGAGACAGACAGAGCCGCCUGGCGAGGGAGGAGAGGAAGAGCGUCAUACCACCUCAGCCCUCUUUGGGUCUCUCAGGGUCGGCAGGGCGUCGAGGUCAUAGGUCAUCGCAGCUGUCGGAGAAGCGGGUUUCAAGCGAACGUCUCCUGAGCUGUGCCUCUCCCUCUCCCUGCCCCAGUCCCAUCCGGCCCCUGAGUCCUGCCCCAGACGCAGGCAUGAGGGGCUCCGGCGAAACCCUCGCACCGCAGCCACACAUGAGAGUGCCCAAGCUGGUCCAGCGGAUCGGCUCCAUCUACCGCAGCAAGAGAGGGAAGAGGAGACUAAAGAAGCUCUCAGUGUCCAACACAGACAUCUCCUCCGUCAGAGAAGAUAACAGUGGGAGUGAGAGUGACUCAGAUGACCGCUUUAAUGUGCACAUCCAGAGGCUGUUGCGGCUGCAGUCUCUGCUGCGGCGGUCCCCCAGCUACCGCACUCUGGAGCUGCAGCUACUGCAGUGGCAGGAGAGGAGGGAGCUCUUUGAGCACUUCCUGGUCGUGUCGCUAAAGAAGAGGCCGGGGAAGAGCUCCUACACCCCAGAGGUCUCCUACCAGUUCCCCAAGCUGGAUCGUCCAACCAAACAGAUGAGAGAAGCAGAGCAGCGACUCAAAGCCAUACCCCAGUUCUGCUUCCCAGAUGCCAAGGACUGGUGCCCCGUCUCCCAAUACAACAGUGAGAGUUUCUCCUUCAUGUUGACGGGUGAGGAUGGCGGCAGGCGCUUCGGGUACUGCAGACGUCUGCUGCCCAGUGGUUCGGCUCCACGAUUGCCUGAAGUUUACUGUGUGAUCAGUCGUCUGGGAUGUUUUGAUCUCUUCUCCAAGAUCUUAGACGAGGUGGAGAGACGCAGGGAGAUAUCCGCUGCUCUGGUCUACCCUUUCAUGAGAAGCUUGAUGGAGUCACCCUUCCCAGCCCCUGGCAAGACCAUCCGAGUCAAGACCUUCCUGCCUGGAACAGGAAAUGAGGUGAUGGAACUGCAGCGUCCAGCGGACUGUCGUCUGGAGCAUGUCGACCUGCAGAGUCUGUUCAGCUGCCUGAGUGUGCCUCAGAUCGUACGGAUCUUCGCCUCGCUGCUGCUCGAGCGCAGGGUUGUGUUCGUAGCUGACAAACUCAGUACCCUGUCGAGCUGUGCCCAUGCUGUGGUGGCACUGCUGUACCCGUUCUCCUGGCAGCACACCUUCAUCCCCGUCCUGCCCGCCCCCAUGCUGGACAUGGUGUGCUGCCCCACGCCCUUCCUGGUGGGUCUCCUCUCCAGCUCCCUGCCACGCCUUAAAGAGAUGCCACUCGAGGAGACUUUGAUGGUGGACUUGCGAUCAGACCGGUUUAUUAGACAGAUGGAUGACGAAGCAACACUGUUGCCAAGGAAACUCCAAGCUGCUCUGGAGCAGGCUCUAGAGCAGAGGGAUGACCUCAUCGGCCAGGAUUCUGACAGCGAAUCAGAGGACGACAGUCAUUCCCUGAACAGCGUGGUGUCAGAGGCGUUCAUCCGCUUCUUCCUGGAGACGGUGGGCCACUUCCCGCUCUUCAUGACACAUGCGGCCGGCGGUGAGCGCCUCUUCCAACGAGAUGCCUUCCGCAAGGCAGUGGCCUCACGCAGUGUCCGGCGCUUCCUUGGCGUCUUUAUGGAGUCGCAGAUGUUCCAUGGCUUCAUCCAGGACCAGGAGCUCCGCACCAGCCGUGCCAAAGGUCUGUUUGAGGUGCGUGUGGAACAGUACCUUGAUGAACUCCCUGAGACAGAGCAAGGAGGAGUCAACAGGUUCUUCAGAGGAUUGGGAAGUAAAAUUAAGUUCCUGCAGAAAAGAACUGACAUCAAAGAAGCACAUUGUUCAACUACAUCCUCAUUUGGAUUACUUUUGUAAAUGUUAUCAUUUACACAUGAUGCUUGUACAGUGUCUAUACUGAUUUGGAAACUGUAAAUGAUUUUUUUUAUCUUGAAUAAGUCUUAUAGCAAUAAAUACUACAAAAAGUUUAAGAUUACAACAUGACCUGUAAGCAAGGGUUCAAAGUCUUGUUCUCACAUCUUUUAAAUGGGGAGAAAGAUCAAAAGCAUUAUAUCAGAAGGUACCAAUUGUUUGCUCCCUUUAAUUACGUUGGAAUAUAUAGAGACUGAACUGAGGGUUUGUUUAAUGGAAUCAGAGGCAUCUAAUGUCUUGAUAUCUCAAUAUUACAACACAUUCCAAGAAAGAAUUGAACUCAUUUGUCAGAGGCAGUGAAAGCUAUUUGUUGGCCACAAGAUUUUUACAAUAAAAUGUUUUGCAAGCA
Molecule: messenger RNA, 4126 nt
Organism: Alosa alosa (allis shad)
Lineage: Eukaryota; Metazoa; Chordata; Actinopteri; Clupeiformes; Clupeidae
Product: DENN domain-containing protein 2B-like
Exons: 20
Coding region: 271-3723 (1150 amino acids)
Biological process (GO): positive regulation of ERK1 and ERK2 cascade
Source: RefSeq, a predicted model, not a curated record